Molecule: messenger RNA, 780 nt
Organism: Rotaria socialis
Lineage: Eukaryota; Metazoa; Rotifera; Eurotatoria; Philodinida; Philodinidae
Source: the annotation of a GenBank genome assembly
AUGUCUGAUUCCACAGUGAAACAAAAUCAAGAUGAAUUUCCUUCAUUAAAAAAUAAUUUAAUAUUAAGAGCAUGUCGUGGUGAACCAGUCGAACGUGUACCUAUAUGGAUAAUGCGUCAAGCGGGUCGUUAUCUACCUGAAUAUUUAUCUAUUCGAAGUCAAAAUUCAUUUUUUGAUGUUUGUCGCACGCCAUCAAUUUGUUGUGAAGUGACACUUCAACCAUUACGACGUUUUGAUCUUGAUGCUGCAAUUAUUUUUAGUGAUAUUCUUGUUGUACCACAAGCACUUGGUAUGCAAGUUGAUAUGAUUGCUAAGGAAGGACCACGUUUUGCUCAUCCUAUUAAUGUACCAGCUGAUAUAAAAACAGCCAUUGAUCGAACUAAACAAGCAAGCGUUGAAUUAAAAUAUGUUUAUGAUGCAAUUACUUUAACAAGACAUGCACUUGAUGGUCGAUGUCCAUUAAUUGGUUUUAGUGGAGCACCGUGGACGUUAAUGUCUUAUAUGAUUGAAGGUAAAGGUAGUGAAACUCAUUCAAAAGCAAAAAAGUGGUUAUAUACAUAUGUCGAAGAAUCUCAUGAUCUUCUUCAAUUUUUAACACAUUUUAUUAUUAAUCAUCUUGUAGAACAAGUUUGUGCUGGAGCUCAACUUCUUCAAUUAUUUGAAUCCCAUUGUGGAUGUUUAAGUCAUGAUUUAUUUGUUCGUUUUUCUCUUCCUUAUUUACGUCAGAUUGCAAAAGGUGUUCGAGAUAUGUUAACACGCCGCCAAAUUCCAUUUNCAUAG